Molecule: messenger RNA, 699 nt
Organism: Chinchilla lanigera (long-tailed chinchilla)
Lineage: Eukaryota; Metazoa; Chordata; Mammalia; Rodentia; Chinchillidae
Product: neutrophil gelatinase-associated lipocalin-like
Exons: 5
Coding region: 1-699 (232 amino acids)
Molecular function (GO): small molecule binding
Source: RefSeq, a predicted model, not a curated record
AUGGCCCCGGGUCUCCUGUGUCUUGGCCUCAUCCUGAUGGGGGCCUGGCAGACCCAAGCCAAGGAUUCUACUCUGGAAAUGACCCAGAGCUCAGUUCUGAGUGAGGUCCCCCGGCAGCCAGACUUCCAGGACAAAAAGUUUCAGGGGAAGUGGUUCACCAUUGGUGGGGCAGAGAACACAGUUCAAAGGGAAGGCAAACCAGCCAUGCACAGAAUCACCUAUAAGCUUGAAGCCAACCACAGCUUCAGUGUCGUCUCCACCUGGCUCCGCAAACAGGACUGUGAGCACUGGGGCAACACUGUAGUCCCAAGUGGGCAGCCCAGCCAGUUCACCAUGGUGGAUAAUACAAGUCUCAGCGAAAUACAGAACUUCACCAUGAUAGUGGUAGCCACCGACUACAAGCAGUUUGCCAUCGUGUUCUUCAAAGUGAUUAUCAAAGACAGGGUGCAGCUGGUGGUCACUCUUUUAGGGAGGACCAUGGUGCUGAGUCCUGAACUGAAGGAGCGCUUUGUCAAGAUUGCCAUGACUCUGGGCUUCGCUGAUAAAAACAUCUUCUUCCUCGACCCCAUGGGUAAUUAUGAGCUGGGGAGAGGGGAUGGGAAUGCGGGGUCUGUCCGCACCGAUGCGGCCCCACCAGGAAAAGAAUGCAGGAGACCCUCAGCCUCCUGGCCCAGUCACUGGAGGAAUGGUGACUCCUAA